ACGCAAUGCAUCCUGCUAACAUCCUCUGCAUGCGCUUAAUUAGAAGGGGGUAUUAAAGUAGAACAGUAAUGCUCCCAGAUUUGAAUCUGCCGUCUGCUGUGUAGCCCACGGAAGGCAACGACAUGGGAAGCACCGGGAGGAUGCUCAACAUGUGGAACAGGAGACAGAGCCUCUUCCCCAACUACAAAGUCACUGGGCCUAGUGCCGAACAUAGAAGACCCUCAGAAGACAGCGCCCUUCCAUUCACCAAGGACAGCUGUAUAAAAGAAUGGAAUUCCAUGCAGGAACUGAGCAGGGACAUUUAUGACAUCUACUCUGAGUAUGAGGAUGACGAAGAUGAGAGGCCUUCGGCUCUUCUUUCAAGGCUGGCUUCACCCACCAAGAAUUACAAUCUCAACAUCAAUGUUGGGGGGAAGUCCUAUCAGAUAGCUUACCGGUUGGCGGCCAGGUACCCCAAAACUAGGAUAGGGCGGCUUGCCACCUAUACAGACCACAACAAGAAACUGGACCUAUGUGACGAUUACCAAGUCAAGAAAAAUGAGUACUUCUUCGACAGGGACCCAGAGGUUUUCAACAACAUCUUCACCUUCUACAGAACUGGGGUGCUGUGGAUAAAAGACGAGCUGUGUCCCAGAAACUUUCUGGAGGAGAUCAACUACUGGGGUGUGAGGAUCAAAAACACCCACCGCUGCUGCCGGAUCUCCUUUGAGGAGCGGCAGGACGAAAUAAACGAGCAGCUGAACAUCCAGAGAGAGCUGGAGGCCGAGGUGGAGAUCGAGGAGAACGAGGAGCUGUUUCAGGACAUGUUCAUGGGCUAUAACCGAAGAGUGAUCUGGAACCUGAUGGAGAAACCUUUCUCCUCCGUCCCUGCCAAGCUCAUGGCCUUGGUCUCCAGCCUGUUCGUCCUGGUAUCCCUGGUGGCCAUGACACUCAACACAGUAGAGGAUAUGCAGUACAAGACUCCCUCUGGCCAACUGAGCGGAAAGACUUACUGUGAAUUUGUGGAGUCUCUGUGCAUUGCCUUUUUCACCAUGGAGUAUCUGCUCAGGCUGGUGUCCACACCUGACCUCCAGACCUUCGCCAGGAGCAUGCUCAACACGGUGGACCUGAUCGCUAUUCUACCUCAGUACCUGCAGCUGGCUUUGGAGUGCUUUGAGAACAAUGACUACGUGAAGCACGAACACGACAUGAGGACAGUUGGACAGGUGGGGAAGCUGGGCCAGGUGCUGCGGAUCAUGCGGCUGAUGCGUAUAUUUCGUAUCUUGAAGCUGGCGCGCCACUCCACCGGACUGAGGGCAUUUGGCUUCACACUCCGCCAGUGCUACCAGCAGGUGGGCUGCCUCUUCCUCUUCAUCGCCAUGGGAAUCUUCGCCUUCUCUGCAAUGGUCUACACUGUGGAGCACGACGUUCCCCAAACCAACUUCACAAGCAUCCCCCAUGCAUGGUGGUGGGCUGCGGUGAGCAUUUCCACCGUGGGCUAUGGAGACAUGUAUCCAGAGACUAUCCUGGGGCGUCUCUUUGCUUUCUUCUGUAUUUCCUUUGGAAUCAUACUGAACGGCUUGCCCAUCUCCAUCCUCUUCAACAAGUUCUCAGACUACUAUGCCAAACUCAAAUCCCACGAGUACACCGCAAACAUGAAGAACCGGGGGAAAGUUAGGUUUGCCAAAAGGACAGCAAUGAAGAUCUCACUUUGUUGUGGAGUUGGACACACUACAUGAUGCUACAGCUAACUGUUUAGGACUUCGUAAGACACAAUAUCUGCCUGAUAUUCCUUACAUUGGCAACAUAUAUAGUAUUGAAUUAAUGUAAUGUUAACUUUGAUACCGCUGAAAACCCAUGCACCCUCUUGUCUUACCCGUCAGAUAUGCUUCUCCAGGGGUGGAAAUGGGAAGGAGCCUGGGGGAAGGAGCCCGGGGGAAGGGGUUUCCGGGAGUGAAACCAUUUUGCAAUGUAAAAAUGUGCAGUUUUACAUUGAAUUCAUAGAUUUUACAUUGGAGGGUUCCAGGAGUGAUUUUCUUUCUCCAUUUCUACCCCUGCGCUUCACCCAUAUUACCCAAUGAGAGUGCUUCUCCCCCAAAGGGUAACAAUACCAUUUAGACAGAGCAUUGUCAUAAAGAGCUCCACAGGUAUCGAGCAACUUGCCCUGUCAGGUCAAGUUCAUUUUAUUGCUCCUUUUUUUUUUUUUUUUUUUUUUUUUGGGGGGUUGCAUUUAAUGAUUGAAACACUUUCUAUUUUGCUUAAUGUCCUUUAUGUCACAUGCUGCUUUUUUAUUAUAUAUAUAUAUAUUUUAACACUGGAAUAACAUGGAGCUUUUAUGAGAUUUGAUUUUGCAAUCCUAUCAUGUACGUAUGUUCAAUAAAGAGAAAUAAUGCUACAUGA
This is a messenger RNA of Coregonus clupeaformis (lake whitefish), 2379 nucleotides long. Its product is annotated as potassium voltage-gated channel subfamily V member 2-like. NCBI's taxonomy places the organism in Eukaryota, Metazoa, Chordata, Actinopteri, Salmoniformes, Salmonidae. Gene Ontology annotation, cellular component: voltage-gated potassium channel complex; membrane. The coding region runs from base 123 to 1718 and encodes 531 amino acids. The transcript is spliced from 2 exons. The record is from RefSeq and is a predicted model, not a curated record. Gene Ontology annotation, molecular function: voltage-gated potassium channel activity. Gene Ontology annotation, biological process: potassium ion transmembrane transport; protein homooligomerization.